AUGGAUAAGCCCGCCCAGGACUUCGAGCGCAAGUGGGACCCAGCUUUAUAUAACCAGGCUCUUAGUGUUCUGUACUCUGACGACUAUACCAAACCCCUAUUCGAGCUACUUUCUGCCCGGUCCGGCGAACGAAUUGCGGAUCUAGGGUGCGGUACGGGUGAGCUCACCCUACUUCUGCAACAACUCGUCGGAAAGGACGGGGUAGUUGUAGGAGUGGAUGCUAGCGAGAGUAUGCUCGCUAAAGCCAAGGAAAAUGGCCUUGUAAAUCUUUUUCUUUGUGAUGUACAGAACCUCGUAGUACCGGACGAGUUCAAGUCCCUCGUUGGAACAUUCGAUGGCAAGCGCUCUUCCCAAUAUUUUUACCCGCGUGGGGCGGUGCGAACUGCGAAGACUCUUCUAAAGCCUGGGGGCAGAUUUGUGGGCGCACUUCCCGGGUAUAUGAACGCAGUUGGAUUACGAUGCGUUGCUGCCCACCUACUUGAACGUCGCGGAAAAAAGAUAUCAGAUCCAUGGUUUCUACCUCAACCCGCAGAAUACGCAAAGCUACUCGAGUCGGAAGGGUUUAUAGUAGAACACAUCUCGCUGAACCCUCGCGUUGCUGUUCUCCCAGGAUCCCUUGUGAAUGCCAUCCGCUCAACCAUUCGCAUUGCGUACCUCAAGGACCUGGAAGAUGAUGAGGCGGAGGAGGUCAUUCAAGAAAUGUCUAGAAUCUGUGAGUUCGAUCAUAGAGAUGGAACAGGUGCUUGA
Molecule: messenger RNA, 747 nt
Organism: Rhizoctonia solani
Lineage: Eukaryota; Fungi; Basidiomycota; Agaricomycetes; Cantharellales; Ceratobasidiaceae
Product: methyltransferase domain protein
Exons: 5
Coding region: 1-747 (248 amino acids)
Molecular function (GO): methyltransferase activity
Source: RefSeq, a predicted model, not a curated record